AUGGAAUCACAACUUGUACUUUUACCUGCUAACAAGCUCAAGCGUGAGAGGUCACGAUCUCCCCGCAGACGAUCCAGAAGCCCUGAUAGGUCACAUCGACGCCGCUCCUACUCUCCUCGCAGCCGAUCAGGAAGCCGGGACGAAUAUCGACGAAACCGUGAUCGCUCGCCCAUGACUAGCACAGGCGCACCAGGUGGAGGACAAAGUGCUGGAUACGGUGGACAGGCACCGCAUCGAUCUUACGAAGAAAGAGCCGUUGCUCGAGAACAAAUGAUGAAUAAUAUUCGCGAAACCUCCCAACAGGACCGCCGAGUCUACGUCGGCAACCUCUCGUACGAUGUCAAGUGGCACCAUCUCAAGGACUUCAUGAGACAGGCUGGAGAGGUGCUCUUUGCCGACGUACUCUUGCUUCCCAAUGGAAUGUCGAAGGGAUGCGGUAUUGUGGAAUAUGCUACUCGGGAGCAAGCCCAAGCGGCUGUUGCCACGCUCAGCAACCAGAACCUCAUGGGUCGUCUAGUCUACGUGCGUGAGGACCGAGAAGCCGAACCUCGAUUCAUCGGAGCAACUGGCGGAAACCGUGGCGGCUUCGGCGGCGCCGGCGGUGGUGGUAUGCCCGGUGGCUUCAACCCUGGAUACGGCGGCGGCGCACCUGGUGGUGGUGCUGGAGGUGGCGGCCGUCAGAUCUAUGUGGCCAACCUUCCUUUCAAUGUUGGCUGGCAGGAUUUGAAGGACUUGUUCCGUCAAGCAGCCCGAAACGGCGCCGUGAUUCGAGCUGAUGUACACAUCGGACCUGAUGGUCGCCCUAAGGGUUCUGGCAUUGUCGUCUUUGAAAGCCCAGAUGAUGCCCGCAACGCCAUUCAGCAGUUCAACGGCUAUGACUGGCAAGGUCGUGUUAUUGAAGUCCGCGAGGACCGCUAUGCCGGCAGUGGACCUGGCAUGGGCUUCGGUGGCCGAGGUGGCUAUGGCGGUGGCAUGCGCGGAGGAUUUGGAGGAGGAUUUGGUGGCCGCGGUGGUUUUGGCGGAGGACGUGGUGGUUUCGGAGGCGGCUUUGGUCGUGGAGGCUUCGGUGGAGGUGCUCCUGGCGGCCCAGGUUUCGAGCCCCCUGCCAGCUCCGUCCCUCCCAACCCUUUCACUGAUUUUGCUACCGCCGGCACCGAGAGGGGAGAAAUCAUCUACGUUCGCAACUUACCCUGGUCGACUAGCAACGACGACCUGGUUGAGCUGUUCACCACCAUCGGAAAGGUCGAGCAAGCUGAGAUCCAGUACGAGCCUAGUGGUCGUUCUCGUGGUACUGGCGUGGUUCGAUUCGAUUCAGCCGAGACCGCGGAGACUGCCAUUGCCAAGUUUCAAGGUUACCAGUAUGGUGGCCGUCCUCUCAAUCUGAGCUUUGUGAAGUAUCUGAACCAGGGCGGAAACGACGUCAUGGACACAGAUCCCCACGGCGGAUUGACCCAGGAUCAGAUCAUGUAAGAGGAGGACGUUCAUUUGCACUGAACUUCAUGCAGCUAUGUUUCGGUCGACUUUUGUCUUGGCGGCGGCGACCGUCUGCAUCUACACACAAAGCUUUUUAUAUCUGGUUGUUUUGUUCUUUUUGGUACUUUUCGUUUUCCACAUGAGCAGCAAAAGUUGGGGUUUAUCAACGGUGGAAUCUUAACUCACGGAUAGGGGGUCGAAGUCACUAUCACCUUGGAGAAUAAGUCGAUGACUUAGUCUCUAAUAAGCUGGGAGCGAGGGAGGAUUUAUGAUGGGCUUACCAUACAGAACCGAAUG
Messenger RNA from Fusarium oxysporum Fo47, 1770 nucleotides. RefSeq names its product RNA-binding family protein. Gene Ontology annotation, cellular component: cytoplasm; nucleus. The coding region runs from base 1 to 1470 and encodes 489 amino acids. The transcript has 8 exons. Lineage: Eukaryota; Fungi; Ascomycota; Sordariomycetes; Hypocreales; Nectriaceae. The record is from RefSeq and is a predicted model, not a curated record. Gene Ontology annotation, molecular function: mRNA binding.